Drosophila pseudoobscura is the source of this 1058-nucleotide messenger RNA. Its product is annotated as probable chitinase 10. The record is from RefSeq and is a predicted model, not a curated record. The transcript has 4 exons. NCBI's taxonomy places the organism in Eukaryota, Metazoa, Arthropoda, Insecta, Diptera, Drosophilidae. Bases 107 to 1024 code for a protein of 305 amino acids. Gene Ontology annotation, molecular function: chitin binding. Gene Ontology annotation, cellular component: extracellular region.
AGCGCAAAACAUGGCGAAUAAAAAUCCAGCAUUUUAAAUUGAUAUAAAUUGCAUAUUUAUCGGGUGAUUGAGAAACAGUUGACUUGCGGAUCUCGUGCUAUCCAGGAUGAACUGCCUGAUGUACUUGGGCUUACUGGUGGUCCUUUUCCUAAUCGAAAAUGUUUGGUGCGACGAUAACGAGGGUCUGGUGGUAGCUCCUUCGCCCAACGAUGAUCGCGAAGGGGAGGACGAUAUCUCCCAGUAUGACAUGUACAAAAACACUGAUAUAGAUGUAUGCGCCAACGUUGCUGAUGGCGUCCACCUUCCCUAUGUCGGCAGCUGUAGCAUGUGGAUCGAGUGCGAGAAUAAUACCAUUAAGGAAACUGGAGAUUGCAAGGUGCAAGGGAGUGAUAUGUUAUUCGAUCCUGUCCAUCAGCUGUGCUCCCCUCCGAAAUACGUGCAGUGCCAGCCCACCUGCUCCGAAUUCACGCUAAGCAGUUUCUGCUAUGACAACACCUGCACCAAGUAUAUCCUCUGCUACUAUGGGCGCCCGGUUCUGAGGAAAUGCCACGACGGCCUCCAGUACAACAACAUGACGGAUCGCUGCGACUUCCCCCAGUACGUGGACUGUGUGGCCAACGAGUGCUCGGCAAUAGAACAGCCAGAGAACAUAACUUACCUGUCAAGCAAGGCCAGUUGCGACAAGUACUUCAUCUGCUCCGAUGGCCUAGCAUGGGAGCAGCAGUGUGCUGCCGGUCUCUACUACAAUCCCGAGUGCAAGUGCUGUGACUUCGCCAAAAACGUCAACUGUACCGUGGAUGCAGUAGCCCGGAACAUUCAGCCCUAUUACCGGUCGCCCCUGCGCCGCGCCGACAUCGAUUGCCCGAUGGUGGGAGUGAACUUCUAUCCACAUAAGUCCCGCCUGGAUGCUUAUUACUACUGUGUGGAUGGACAUGGCCUGACCCUGGACUGCACUCCUGGUCUUCACUUUGACCCGAAGGUUGGGGAGUGCCGCGAGCCGAAGUUUGUUGGCUCCUUAAAAUAAACGAUGCUAGUAUUUCUCUUGAAUGCUAUGUUGA